Dentiscutata heterogama is the source of this 645-nucleotide messenger RNA. The record is from the annotation of a GenBank genome assembly. Lineage: Eukaryota; Fungi; Glomeromycota; Glomeromycetes; Diversisporales; Gigasporaceae.
AUGGCUACUUCAAUAUCAAAAAAAUAUGCAGCAAUAUUUAAUAUAGAUAAAAAAGAUGAUGAUGAUGAUUCAGUUUCAACAACAUUAACUCAUUCAUCUAGUUCAUUAUUUGUAUCUAACAAUUUUUUAAAAAAACAAACAACAUUAUCUCAAUAUAUUGGCUAUCCUCUCAAUGCUUUUGAAGUUCCUAAAUCAUUUGGCAAUCAUAUUUUAAUAAAUGCAACUAAUGAAGUUCAGAAAACAAUCAAGGAUCUUGCUUGUGAUGAUAAAAUUAGUGUUACAAUUGCUUUUGAUGGUUUGAGCAAUGUUGUAAAUCAGGAACUGAUGGGCAUAGUAUUUAUUAUAUCUUUGGGUAAAACUUUAAUUUGGGGAGCAAAAGAUAUUAGUAUUGAAAGAAAACAAAAAAAAGAAAUGAUGUUUAGAAUUUAUAAUCUUUUUGAAGAGAUAAAAAAAUUAGAUAUAAAAGCAAACUGUCUUACCCUUGUUACUAAAGAUGAUGUAGCUUUGGAUGAUGAUUUAAGACUUCCUAAUGUGAUUAAAGAAGAGUUAUUAAUUGAAGAGGAAUUUGAAGAAGAACAAGACGAUUUGUAUAAUGCUGAAAUUGAUUUUCUAAAUUCAGAUACACACCCUGCUAAAAAUCAAGCU